AUGUUGUUGAAAAUUACAUUUGUGUUAUAUGUUUUGGUCAAUAUUUUACAAAUUUAUUAUUGUACUGAACUUACUGUAAACACGACAUCAGGUGUAGUGAAAGGACUCGACAUACAUGUUCUCAACACAAGUAUCGCACAGUACCUGAAUAUACCGUACGCCGAACCGCCAGUCGGGAGACUCCGGUUCUCUAAACCCGAACCAUUAAAACAUCCAAAACAGUUAAUCGAUGGCUCAAAAACAGGCAACUCUUGUGUUCAGACAGUUAUGGAUUCAAUAAAACAUUUUAUGGGAAAUAUAACACAAAACGAAGACUGUCUGGUGUUAAACGUAUGGACACCUAAUGAUAACGAAAAAUCAAAUGUUUUAAAACCGGUUAUGUUUUGGAUUCACGGCGGAGGUCUUAAACUUGGGUCCAGUUUUCAAUGGGUAUACAAUGGCAGUGCACUGGCAGCAUAUGAUGUGGUGGUUGUCUCUGUUAACUACAGGUUGGAUGUAUUUGGGUUUAUAUAUGAUGAACAAGAGUCGUCAGCUCAGGGAAAUGUGGGAUUAUUUGAUCAGUUAUUAGCACUUAAAUGGGUCAGAGAAAACAUACAUAAUUUUGGUGGCAAUAAAGAUAAAAUCACAAUAUUUGGCGAAAGCUCCGGUAGUUGGUCAGUAUCAGCACAUAUACUGUCACCGCUAUCUAAAGGCUUAUUCAAGAGAGCUAUUAUGCAAAGUGGUGCCACAUUUUAUAAUAAAUUAAGACAACCAUUAAAUACUACCGAAGCUCUACAACAAAGCAUUCAAUUAGGCAAACAGUUUAAUUGUACGACCAGUCAAUGGUUAGACUGUUUACGCAAAGUUGACGCCCGGGAACUCAUAAAAUAUAAAUCAAGUUUUUUAGUUUAUCCAUUAAUUGAUAACAAAUUUUUAGUAAUGAAUGCACAAAAAGCAUUUCAAACUAAAUAUUUCAACAAAGAUAUUGACAUAAUAGCUGGUAUUACUCGACAUGAAGGGGUCGGCAUUCUAUAUCCUGGGGGUCAAGUGCCACACAAUAUGACCAAAAAAGAUUUCAUUAUAUUUAUGGAUAAUUUUGAUUUGACAUUUCAUAAUCUUAAUGUUAGUGAUAUAACCGGGUUUUAUGUGUCCAACAAAACUUCAUCACACGAUAUUCAAUGGGCUCUUUACGAUGCUUUGGGUGACCUAACCCUUUCGUGUCCAACUUAUUUAUUUGCCAAAAGUUAUACUCAGUAUACCGAUGCCGACAGUAAUAAUAAUAAUGUCUACUUUUAUGAGUUAACUUAUCAACGUUUAGCAAACUCAAUGGGAUUACCUAAAGAGACCGAUGUGACUCAUGGAGCUGAUCUUGAUUUUGUGUUUGGCCUACCAGUGCUUAAACCAGAGAAAAGUGAUACUGAAUUGGAUGUUGAAUUCAGUAGACAUGUUAUGAAAAUAUGGACCGAUUUUGCUAAAUAUGGCAAACCAUCGACUGUUUGGCCAAAAUUAGUUGAUAAUAGAGAUCCAAAAUAUGUUCAUAAAAUCUAUGAUUUAAAUCCCAAUACUGAUACACAUAUAUUUAAUAAUUUGUUUAGCAAAACAUGUUUAGUUAAAGGAAUUGACAUACAUGUGCUCAACACAAGUAUCGCACAGUAUCUGAACAUACCGUACGCCGAACCGCCACUCGGGAGACUCCGGUUCUCUAAACCCGAACCAUUGAAACGUCCAAAACAGUUAAUCGAUGGCACAAAAAGUGGAAAUUCUUGUAUUCAAUCAAAAUCAGAUUUAUUGAACCACUUUUUGGGAAAUCUAACACAAAAUGAGGAUUGUUUGGUAUUAAAUGUGUGGACACCUAAUAAUUUCAAUAAAUCAAAUGUAUUAAAACCGGUUAUGUUUUGGAUUCACGGCGGAGGGCUUGCAAUUGGAUCCAGUUUUCAGUGGGAAUACAACGCAAGUGCACUGGCAUCACAUGAUGUGGUAGUUGUGAGUAUUAAUUAUAGGCUAAAUAUAUUAGGUUUUCUUUAUGGAGACCAACAGUCAUCUCCAGGAAAUUUAGGAUUAUAUGAUCAACUGUUAGCACUUAAAUGGGUCAGAGAAAAUAUACAUGAAUUUGGUGGCGAUAAAAAUAAUAUUACUAUAUUUGGUGAAAGUGCCGGCAGUUUAUCAGUGUCUACCCAUCUAUUAUCUCCACUAUCAAAAGGUCUAUUCAAACGGGCUAUUAUGGAAAGUGCGGCAAUGAUGGUCAACAAACAGAGAGUGCCGGCGUCUAAAUCGGAAGCUCUGGCCGUAAGUUUAUUUCUGGCCAAAGAAUUUAACUGUUCAUUGGAUAGACAGCUAUGGUUAGACUGUUUGCGUAAAGUGGAGGCACAAAAAUUCAUGAAAUAUUCAGGAUUUAGUCUGAUUCUACCGUUACUCGAAACGGAGUUCCUCCCAAUGAGCGCACAACAGGCAUUUGAUACUAAAAAUUUUAACAAAGAUGUAGACCUUUUAGCUGGUGUGGCCCCUCAUGAGGGCUCUGCCCUAUUGAAUGCUGGCAAAGAGUUGCCUCACAAUCAAACCGCCAUUAAUUUUCAAGGAUUGCUUUUAUCUAUGAAUAGUACUUUUCAUUUAAAUGAUUUCAAAAAAAUUACUGAUUUUUAUUUGGCUAACAAAACCAAAUCACACGAUAUCGAGUGGGCUAUGUAUGACCUGUACGGGGAUCUCCUUAUUACAUGUCCGACCUAUUUGUUUGCCAAAAACUAUUCAUUGCUCAGCAGUAGCACCGGUAGUAAUAAUGUAUAUUUCUAUGAGAUCACAUACCAGCGCGAAACUAAUGCUUUGGGUGCUGUUAAACAAUUGAAUGUCACACACGGAGCCGAUGUUGACUUUGUGUUUGGACUACCAGUGCUUAAACCGGAAAAAACGGACACACAAGUAGAUGUUCAGUUUAGUAAACGUGUAAUGAAACUAUGGACUGAUUUUGCCAAAUAUGGGUUAAUUUACUAA
Messenger RNA from Oppia nitens, 2964 nucleotides. RefSeq names its product cholinesterase-like. The coding region runs from base 1 to 2964 and encodes 987 amino acids. Gene Ontology annotation, cellular component: plasma membrane. The record is from RefSeq and is a predicted model, not a curated record. Gene Ontology annotation, biological process: choline metabolic process; acetylcholine catabolic process. Gene Ontology annotation, molecular function: acetylcholinesterase activity. Lineage: Eukaryota; Metazoa; Arthropoda; Arachnida; Sarcoptiformes; Oppiidae. The transcript has 9 exons.